AUGCAAAUAAAACGCUUUGUUAGUAAAGAUCCGGUUGAAGCAGAAGCAAGUCAGGAGAUAAAGAAACCUGUAGAAGAGAGAGAAGAUGAUCUGAAACAGAUACAGAAACCCAUAGAAAAUCAAGACGAUGUUUGCCAGGGGAUAAAGGAAACUAUAAAAAAGAAAAUAGAUGUUUGCCAGGGGAUACUGGCAUCAAUAGAAAAGGAAGAAAAUGUUUGCCAGGGCAUAGAGGAAUCUAUUAAAGAGAAAAUAGAUGUUUGCCAGAAGAUAAAAGAUUCUAUAGAAAAGGAUAAAGUUAAUGUUUGUCAAGAGAUGGAGAGAAAUGGAAUGCAAGGCGCUGGGGCAUCUAAAACAGAAGAUUUCUCUAGAGGUGCAAUACAGAAUAUUCCCUGUACACACGAAAAUUGUCCCAAUAAUGGAAAUAAUUACCAAAAGAUGCAAGGAGCCAAUAGCGAGAAACCAGAAUCUUCCUCUCGCGGGUCUUCCUGUAAGCAGGAAGCUAAUUCUAGUGGAACAGAAAAACCUAUAGAAACGGACGAAAUAGAUGAUAGCCAAGACGAUGAUGGGCCUACUGAUUUCCUAACAAUAGGAUUUCACUCUGGAAUUCCGAUGCAGAAAAUUCCAUGUGGACUGCAAGCAAAACAAGGUCACGUGCCUGGAAACAGAGGUGCUGUAAUUUACAUGUGCAGUGGUGAUGUAAACCUGGAUCACUGUCGGCUUUACAUCAAGAACAUACCCAAGGGUCUGAAUGAUGAAGGUCUUCGUGCCCUUUUCGCCAAGUUCGGGACUCUCGUCGAGGUAUAUCUCAGUAAAGAUCCGCAGAAGAGCUACGCGCUAGUGAAAUAUGAGACAGCUGGAGAAGCUAAGUUGGCGAUGAUGAAGAUGAACAGGACUGAACCAUUGAAAUUGUACAUCAGCAUCGCUCACAGGUCCAACGCUAAAAAGCAGAACCAGAAUCAGAGCCGGGGGUAUACAGAGAGAUCGGAAAGGAACGAUAGAAGCGGGAGGGAGAGGAACGAUAGAAGUGAGAGAAACAGCGUGAGCGUCAGCCGGGACCGAGACGAGAGCGGGAGUGUCCUCAGCCACGGGAAGAACUCACGAAUGGCGGACGAUGUCCCUAAUGGAGAUAACAAUAUGGAUGACCUGCUGCUAGAAGAUGACUAUGGGUUCUCGGACAUCCUGGACCCGAAUCUCCACCUGGAACUGGAAAGCCUCAAGCUAGAACAGCUGAAGGUGCGGGAAGAGCAACUGCAGGUCAAGCAAAGGGUUAUAUUGUUGAAACAGGCGGAGAGACGACCUAUGACGCAGAUGAGUAAUCGGUGCAUUCUGCCUGAUGGAAAGAUCGUAGUCCGCAACAAUGCUGACAGCGUUGUCGCAACAGUAAAACAAGUCAGGUUUCGGGAUUCCCGAGACGCUGACGUCAGCUUCAGCGCGGGCGCCGGCGAUUCGUUUAAAAUGCCCGCACUACAACGCAUCGGAUUGCGGCAGUGCGUCGUAUGCGGUACCGGCGCCGAUUCUUACUGCGCGGGAUGCGGCAUCACGCCGUAUUGCUCCGACCGGUGCCAGCGCCGCGACUGGGCUGAACGACACAACUCCGUGUGCCAUAAUCUUGCUAGAAUGAAGAAUGAGCGAGCCAUCCGCAAUGUUGCUGACAGCGAUGAUCCUAUUGUACCACCAGCUCAACCACUGCGGCGUCCACAUUUGAACAAUAAUUCCAACGCGAGACGAGAUACCCAGGACAAUGACAACACUUCUGGAUUUGUGCCUAAGGCGAACUCCAAAUCCCCCAUGAACAACAACAACGAUUCUGUCAAUAAUAAUGAGAAUAGACAGCGCAAACCAGCACAAAGAUCGAAUUACGGACGAGAGAUGAAUACUGGUACUUCGAAGCCUCCCAACAAUCGUUUCCCUCACGCCAAACAACAUCCAGGUGGUCAAAGUCCUGGCCGGAAACUAAAUGGACCCAAAACCACUACAGAAACAGCUUCAAAACCCGAUAUAGCCAAGCCUGAAGUAGCGAUGCCUGAUGUAGCGAUGCCCGAACUACAAAAGAAAUCAGAACCAUCCAAACCUGAAAUAGUUACGCCUGAGCCGCAAAAUCCUCUUGUAAAGACACCAAAUCAGAUGUUUAAACCUGCCAGUGUAAGCGAUGUAACGCCAACAAAGAAACUUGUGCCUAAGAAAACGCUCCUAGAUUCUGUAAAAGUGGGUGACCAACUGCUUCUAACGGUGGAAGCUAAAACGGCCGAUUCUCGUACAACUCGCGGGGACUUCGUGUGCAUGCUCUUCUCGGAAAGUUUCAACGCUGAGUACACGAAGCUCUGCGAAGAUUUCAUCGUGGAUUGCGAGAAGGAAAACCAGAGUGUUAAACCGACUCCAGGCGAAACAAUUUCGUAUUUGAACCCCGAAGAUCAGGCUUGGUACCGUGGUCGCUGUCUCACUCCGACCGUCCUGGCGUUACUGGACAGUGGCAAGAUUGUAACCAUAUCUGCCGCCGACAAGUUACGGAAACUGCCGAAUGCUUACGAAGACAUCCCCGAGUUCUCAGCCGUGCUAACCGCUCAAGGAGUUCAGAUGGGCACGAAUAUCGUAUCUACGGUUGUUUCUCAAACAUCGAAUGGUUUCAAAGUGACCAUGAAGGACGCGGAAUCGAACGCUGAGCUCGGCGAAGGGGAGCUGUCCCGUUGGCUGCCCACUAUUGAAUAUGCUGUUGCUCCGGCAGCGGUAGUAAUACCGACAGUGCAACGGCCGGACCUCAAGAACAACUCCACAGUAUUCUUAGUACACGUUACGAGUCUUGAGAAAGUGUUCGUUAGGCCAGCAGAUGCGGAUUCUGUACGUGCAUACAACGAAAUACUGCAGCGCGUAUUUCUAUGUGGAGAAAAAUUCAUACCGCUAAAGGAGCCGCCUCAGCGAGGUCAACUCAUUAUCGCUCAGUUUACGGACGGCAACCACUACCGAGCACUUGUUCAACGUACGAAUGCGAAACAAAAUAAAUUUAUGAUCGAGUAUGUCGAGUUUGGAAACGUGGAAGUCAACAAGAUGGAGACGCUGUACUACUGUCCAGAAAACCUCAAUUUAGACAACAUACCGCCUGUGGUGUCCAUGGUGAAGAUAUCCUCGGAAACUCUGCAGCCAGCCGCCACCGCAGCUAUUGACCAGCUAAAAGAGGAAGUGGAAUUGAUUUUGACGUUAAACGAUAAGACGCCAACAGCGCCAAGUGGAAGCCAAGUAACGCUAACCAGAGCCGACACUCAGGUCAACAUCAAUGAACUGCUGGAGGAACUCUGUACUCCAGAAUGGAAGAAGAUCGAGAAGAAGGGCGAGGAUAUCAUCAACAAAGUGUACUUAACAAUGGACGACCUGGAGAUCUCGGAGCUCCCUCCAGGUGGCUGCACGGUGACAGUGCUGGACACGAGCAUGUUGAGUGGCGGCGUCGUCUGCGGGUACGACAGCGCGUCGCCAUUCGCUCGGCUAGUGCACGUGGAACUGGCGAAGAAGAUGGCUGAGUACUGCGACAGUGAUCUAGGCAGGGAACCAUACUUGCCAAGGGCUGAGGAGCUCUGCAUCGCUAAAAUGCCGCCAUACCCCCAGUGGUUCCGUGCGAUAUUCCUCUCACAGUCCGAGGGUCCGGGCAGCAAUGAAGCUAGUGUAUGCUACGUAGACUACGGUAAUGUCGCCGAUGUUCCAGUCAAUAUGAUCAGGAAGAUGAUACCGGAGUUUGUGAAAGGAUACCCUACGCUUGGACUCCAUAUUAAUAUCAGGGGUUUCCCGGAGCCCACGGACGAGGCCCUCAUGAAGGCUCUCGGCCACAUGGAAAUCGACGAUGAAGGUCGAGGCACGCUGAAAGUCAUCAACUGUCUCUACCGCGCCGACGAUGGUACGUACGAAGUAGACGCCCCAGAAUUAAUUGCCGCUAUGUAUAAGUAG
Messenger RNA from Spodoptera littoralis (African cotton leafworm), 3930 nucleotides. Lineage: Eukaryota; Metazoa; Arthropoda; Insecta; Lepidoptera; Noctuidae. The record is from the annotation of a GenBank genome assembly.